UAUUGUUGAGUUUGAGAGUUUUUAUAUUCUCUGUAAAUCACUCUGUAAAGAGAGUGAUUUUUAUCAUAUAUAGGCCUUGCAAUAAUUUUUCCCAGAUUAUAGCUUGUCUUUCAAAACUUUCGUCCAUUUUUAUUAGUUUUUAAGUUUUUGUUUGUUUUUCCCUUUAACCCUCUUUAUUCCCCAGUAUGUCCUAGCUGGAGACAGAAUUAUUUGGUUGCCCUAUUUAUAGUGCACUGACUAUGUGUAAAGUUCUAAUAUAAAACCUAUGAUCCAGAAAUAAACUAAACAGACUCACUGCCUUUGUUUGACUUAAUCUUCAUGGGAAGAAAAAGAUAGUAAGUAGAGCAAAGAACUUGUAACCUCUCAUACAGAAAUAACUGCUGUGUUCAGUGGUAAGGCAGAGAGAGAGAGGGAGAGAAAGAGUUUGAGUACGAGUCUCUAUUCAUUUUUAAGUCUUUUUCUGUGUGUUUUUUUUUGUUCGUGUGUGUGUGUUUGUUUAUGUACACGUGCUGCCAGGAUGGGAUGGAUCACCUCCUUCUGGGGUGUGGUUAAGGCUCCUAUGCCUUGGAGAAUUUCCUUCAGAUGUAUUUUUUGGGGACCUUAUUCAUGUGUAUCAAUCAGUAAGGCUUCACUAGAAAAACAAAACUAAUGGAAUAUAUACUGUGUAGAAGAGCUUUAUUUAGGAAAACACCCACAUGGUUAUGAGGCUAAGAAGCACCACAGUCUGCCAUCUGCAAGCUGGAGAAGCAGAAAAACCAGAGGUAUAAUUCAGUCCAAAACUAUCUGAGUCUACAGGAGGGAAAAGAUGGAUGUCCCAGCUCAGGAAGAAAGAGUGGAUUCCAUUUUUUAAGUUUCUAUGAUUAUUCAUUGCUAGUGUUUAUAACUCAUUUUUUAUGUUGAACUUAAAACUGUGGCUUGCCUAUCUCAUUUAUUAGUUCUGGUAGCUUUUUUGGAGGUUGAAUUGAAUGUCAGGCUUGGGGUAGUUAAAGAAUCACCUUCACACAAAAAUUUAUAGAUUUUACUGUCACACUGACUAUGAUGUGAAAAUCUAGUUAAAUGUGAGAUCGUCAAAUAGAAACAUCUGGUUGGUGUUUCUAAAUGCAAAAAGAAAUCAAUAGGUUUCUGAGUCAUAUAGCUAGAGGUGAUAAUUGGAUUUUUUGAGUCAAUUCUCCAAGAGAAGAAAAUGUAGAGAAAAUAACAAGUAGCAAUUUUGUAGAAAAGUCAAUUCAAAUGAGGAUAUGCAUAUACUGGAAUAUUUCAAGGAGUGCUGUGGCACACAGAUAGUUUCAAGGAAAUAAAUUUGCAAAUCCCCUAAUGUUACAUGAACUCUUUCCUAAAACUCAUCUGCUUGCAAUUACCCCCGUCUACUUGUUCUCCUUCCCCAAUUUCUCUUUUACAAUUGCCCUUUUCCCAUUCUACAGUAGAAGAGCAUACCUCUCAUCUGUGCAUCCAUCCUUCCAUCCAUCUAUCCAGAAUUGUACUCUUGUGCAUUUCCUACAGGUGUAAAUGUUACCAAACCAGGUUCAUCUGCCUGAUGGACAGCAAGGUUUGAAGCAGAGAAAGGGUUUAUUCAUGAGGCCGCCAAGCAAGAAGACAGGAGAACAAGUCUCAGAUCAGCUUCCCCAAAGGAGUACAUGGACCAAAACAUCUGAAUUAGAGGACCUAAAGGAACAGAAAAGGACCAGAAAAAGUCAUGGUCAAGGAAAAGAACCAGAAGAGAAGACCAAAGAGACUCCUGUCCAGGAGGACUGCCCACAGCCUUUACUGUGCUGAGUGCCUGCAAGUCUCCAGGAGACAGACAGAGGAAAAGACAAGCAGAGACGCCAUGAGACAAUGGAAUGGAGGUGGAUGUGGUGCAAAGUGAUGCAGGGAUCACCAGGGAUCAACAGGAAGCACCAGAAGCCAGAAGAGAGACCUGGAUGGAUUCUCCCCUGCAGCAUCCAGAACUGCCCCUGCCCACACCUUGAUUUUGGACUUCUGGCCUCCACAAUGUGAGAGAAUAAAUUUCUAAUGUUUUUUAAAAAUAAAAAGUUUUAAAUAAAAAAUGUUAAAAAGUGAAGGCUGCAAAUAUCGCUUAAAUAAAAAACCACCGAGACUGUAUGUGUUGUUUUCUGAUACAGUUAGAGAAUUAUUACUGGAUGAAGAUGAAGGGCUGGACUUCCUUAUUUAGAAACUCUUGCAGUUUAUCUUAAUUCUGGUGCAUCUGAUAAGCACUUCCUUUAGAGCCAGGAAGCUUUGCAACUGUGAAAUAAUCUGAAAAGAGGGAGUAAAGAAGGAAGUAACUGACCUCCAUAAAAAGAGGAACAAGUUCUAAACCAAAGUGGGUAACCAAAAGAACAAGAGAGAGCUCAGCAUAUCAAUCUCAAGGUGUUCUGCUAUUCUCUAGGAGUAUAUAGAGGAAAAGACCUGAUCCCUUUUCACUGUUUAACCAACAGAACCUGGAUGGCAGAUUGUUCAACCUUCCCUUUCUUGAUUUUUCUACUCUGCUGCUCUCGUCCACUCAUUUGUGCUUCAUUUUGUGAUUCGUUGAUAAAAAGGACGUGGAAUUGAAUAAAAUCUCCUCUGACACAGUGCAGUUAUACAGAAAUAAUUAUAUAAUCAUCAGAUACAAAAAGAACGAUCUUCUAAAACGAAGUUUACUCAAUCUCUCCUCUAAUUACAUCAGGGCUUUGCCUGAUGAUGUUCUUUCAGAUCUGCAACAGAAAUGCUUAAACAAGCUUCUGAAAUUACUUUUGAACCAUACCGUAUGAAGAGUUACUGUGGUCUGUAUCUGUGACUUCGUUAAGGGCGGCACCAUUCUACUAAACAACGCUGUUUGAGCAGAAAUGCUGAAAAGCUGUGGAAAUCAUUCAGUGGGCAUUUCUAUAGGAAUUUCCCUCCUUUUGCUGUUGGCGAUCUGUGGAAUUGGGUGUGUUUGGCACUGGAAACACUGUAACACAAUGCGAUUUACCCUACCAAAGAUUUUGCAAAGGAGAAAAAGCAAGAGAAAAGACUGUACUGAAACACUGUCCCAGGUUAUCAGGCAUAGAAUAUCAGUUCAAACUCAAGAUCACAGUUUUUCUGGGAAGGACACUAACAUAUGUGACAACUAUGAAAAUCUGGAAGUGGGUCCUCCUGAAAUUAAAGAAAAAGCUGAUAAGGAACUAUAUGAGAACACUUGCCAGACCAAUUUCGAGGAGCAUAUCUAUGGAAAUGAGAAACCGUGUGACUAUUAUAACUUCCAGGAUCCUAGUACUUUUGAAGUAUCUCAAGAUGAAGACAUAUAUAUUCUUCCAGAUUCAUGUUAACUUUUCAAAAUGUAUAUUUAAUUAUUUGAGGAUAAAUAUUCACUGGGACUUUUAUUGUCCUGAUAUCGUUAUUAAUCAAGUUCUUCUGAUGAAAAUUAAUGGUCUAUUUUCUAUCUCUACCCUUCUGAAUCCUCUCUGUAUCAUUGUGGAUUAAUUCUAGGAUCUCCUCGCCACCCUCUCUGAUGUGGAUUCAUUCUGCAUUAUGUUACAUUAAUUCUUCCUUCUGAAUGUUACUUGUUAUCUUUUUCUUCUUCUAUCUCCACCAUCCUUUCUGGCUCAGGAUAGUUGUCAGUCAGUUAACCAGCUUUUUCUGGCUCUAGUUUCUAAUGUAGAUGAUGAUGGUGAUGCUGCAUCAGUCCCCACGAUGCUGCCAGAUUUACCUUCUGAAAAUAUUCCCAAUGGCCACAUCACUCCUUUGCAUAAAACCACUUAAUGUCUCCUCUUCGUAAAAGACAUAAUACUCAUGAUAUUAACUCCAGAAUUCUUGAUUUUCCACUCCUUGUUCAAGUUACUUUUCCAUUGACUUCUAAUAACCCUUCACUUCUCUGUUUUCAUUAGAAUCAUCUCAAAACCUGCCAACCUCAUCCCUCCUCCACAGCUUUGUUUGUCUGCCCACCCCCCAUGUUAAGCAUGCCUCAGAUCAUAACUUCUUCCCCAGGUCUUUUGAAUCAUUCCAAACAUACAUUUACCUUUUUCUUUUUCUGAUGUCCUAUAGAUUUUGUGCCUGUUCAGCUCUUUGGGCAUUUAAAAAUAUUUCCAGGAGUUCCUGUCAUGGCUCAAUAGUUAAUGAAUCCGACUAGAAACCAUGAGGUUGCGGAUUUGAUCCCUGGCCUCACUCAGUGGGUUAACCAUUUGGCGUUGCCAUGAGCUGGGUGUAGGUCCAGAUGUGGCUCGGAUCCCGCGUUGCUGUGGCUCUGGCUUGGGCCAGAGGCUACAGCUCCGAUUGGACCUCUAGCCUGGGAACCUCCAUAUGCUGUGGGUAUGGCCCUAGAAAAGAUGAAAAAAGACAAAAAAAAUGUUUUCAAUGACAUUUUAUUAUUUAAAGUCAUAUAAGAAUGUCUUAAAUUCCCUACUAAAUAGUAAGGAACUGCCUCAUAUUCAUAUUUUAGUCCCAGUGCUUCAUCAUACGAGGCACUCAGUGUUGUUCAAUUGACAAAAAAAAAAAAAAAAAAAUUGUACAUUUUGCUAAGCAGUUUUCAAAAAAAUCUAAUAAAUGUGUCCAUCCAAGGAAUAUUUACUGAGUACCUUCUAUCUACUUUAUUACCAUGCUGUGCACAUGAGGGGGUAAAAUAGUGAAAAGAAAGACCUGAGACCUAAAUAUGUACUGUUUAGUAGAAAAAGACAAUAACCAAACAUAAAUACUAUAAAUAACAAACAUAAAUACAACACUAUUUAUUUAGCUAUGGUAUAUCUAAACCCACCCUUGGAAAUGCUGCUCUAAAUUACUUAGGCUAGAAUGCUACAAAAUACAUUUUUCCUUUGCCAGGUGGAUCCAUGUUAGGGGCUGUCAGUAGGAGGCGGUGAGGAAGACUGGGCAGCAGUAGGCAACAAAAGGGAUUUGCUCCUUCUUACUCUCCUUGUUGUCCUGAGAAGAUACUCUUGUCAUUUAAUUUACUCCAGUAUCAUUGGUUGAUUACAGUUUAUAGUUUCUGCCAGCACUCUCAGAAUCAGCUUCUUUGCACCUUGUCAGACAUGCCAGCACCAACCCGGCAGCACUUUCCCCUUAAUACCUGGGAACAAACUCCUCAGGGACCUGCAGGAAACAAAUAGCACCCUCAAGCUCUGGUUCCCAGCCCUACAGGGCAGUUCCUUCUAGUUUCUGAUGAUCCCCAACCUUAGGUAUGGUGGCUAUUUCCUGCAUUUCCUAUCUCUGUGGUACCUCAGUGACCUCUUUUUGUCUUUUCAAUCUACCAAUACUUUUUUUUUUUUUAACCAAUGCUGUAUACUCAAUUAUCCCUCUUACAAAUGGGUAUUGUUUUCUGUUUCCCCAAGUGGACCCCAGUGAUACAAAUAAAAGCAAAGUAAGUGCUUUGAAGAAAGGAAGAUCUGUUUUGAGAACAAUGGAGUUGGGUACGGAAGAGGAUUUGAUUUUUAAUAAGAUGGCCAAAGGAGGCCUCUCUGAGGACAUAGUGGAGACCUGAGGUUGAAAGGGGUUAUCCGUGUAAAUGUGGUGAUGGACAGGAGUGGGACCAGCGUAAGUAAAGAAUCUGAGACAUGAAAGAACUUAUGGUGCUCCAGGAACUUAAAGAAAGCUGUGGUGGCUGGAGACUAGUGAGGGAGGGCUGAAGUGACACUAAUGUAUUGGUAAAGAAGGGAACAGUAGACAAUGCAGCUUUUUGCAGGUCUUGGUGUAUGACUGAGACUCUGAUAUGGAUGUGAAUGGUUUUAAGUAGAGGAGUGACAUAAUAACACAUUUUUUAAAGAGUUGCUGGGUUGAGAAAUGACUGGAAAGGGUCAAGAUGGAAAUGGGUAGGACAGUAAAGAGUACUGUUCAAUAACUUACUACUCAUUAAUGAAAAUUCACAAAGCAUGACGAGGUUUGAAAUGACUUCUGUUCGCCUUCUAGACAAAAAAAGGAUUUAUGUUGAUCUCAGCUUCCAGACUGGUCCUGGAGCAGUUGGUCAUUUUGAGGUCUCAAACAGGAAGCUUUUUUCUAGAAUAAUCAAUAACCAUGCCUACUUAGGACUCAGUCAUAGAAGCUGAAAAUAACCUGAGAGUAUCUUUGUCUUGGUAGGAUCCUGGGAAUCAUGCUGGAAUGAGUAGGGGAGUUAAUCCAACACAGCUGAAGUGAUAUUAUCUAAGGGGAGUGUGAGACUCACCAUCAGGGUGACAAGCCACAGGUGGGUCCUGGAGAAGAGCCACCUCUUUAAAUGUUUGGUCUGAGCAGCAGCUGGGAAGUGGUAACGCAAGGUUUUCAGUGGCUAAGCAAGGGCUUAUUUGCUGUGGAGAUCAACUGUAGUUUGGGGCGUAUUACUUUACCUUGUUACUGGGGUAAAUUAUCACUGUCUUCAUGUUGAAGUUUAAGUCAGAUUGAAGUGAAAUGUUGCAAGUUGCAGGCUGAAGGCAACGUCAGGAGCCAAGUGCUCCAUGCUGCUGGAUGCUGGCCAUGAAGUCCUACAGAGACUAGCUAUAGGAUGCGAACAUGCCAGACAUUUCUGUGAGUACAAGGCAUUAUAUUUGAUGCUACUCUAUCUUUUUUACCAACUCCUCAACAUCCUUCCUCUUUUAAUUGUGGUACAUGUGGUUACUUUUGCCAAUAAUACAACAGAAAGACAAACUGCUACUCUCAAUUGACAUAAACUUUGUUCUCCUUAUCUCUCAAGGACGAUUUACACUUUUGAGAUUUUAAGAAAGAGAAAUAUUGAAUCAAAGGAUGCAGAUAGGAGGUAGAAAUUUCAAAGGGGAAGUGG
Messenger RNA from Sus scrofa (pig), 6697 nucleotides. The record is from RefSeq and is a predicted model, not a curated record. Lineage: Eukaryota; Metazoa; Chordata; Mammalia; Artiodactyla; Suidae.